Molecule: messenger RNA, 1195 nt
Organism: Thalassophryne amazonica
Lineage: Eukaryota; Metazoa; Chordata; Actinopteri; Batrachoidiformes; Batrachoididae
Gene: jazf1a
Product: JAZF zinc finger 1a
Exons: 5
Coding region: 165-905 (246 amino acids)
Cellular component (GO): nucleus
Source: RefSeq, a predicted model, not a curated record
UGGCUGCUCGCCCGGUAUCUGGCCUCUCCGCUGCCGCUGCUCCGCCUCGCUCCUCUCCCCGGACCCGAAAACCUCCUGCCUCAGCGUUCACCACCUCCCCUCUUCUUUCCCGGCUCCCAGACCUCCUCUUCCUCCCUCCCGGUGAAUGCACCAGCGCCAGAAACAUGACGGGCAUCGCCGCCGCUUCUUUCUUUUCGAAUUCGUGCAGGUUCGGGGGCUGCGGUCUGCAGUUUGAGUCUCUGGCCGAGCUCAUCGUCCACAUCGAGGACAAUCACAUCGACACAGAUCCACGGGUCCUGGAGAAGCAGGAGCAGCAGCAGCCCACCUAUCUGGCCCUGAGCUACAUCAAUAGAUUCAUGACCGAUGCAGCGCGCCGGGAGCAGGAGACCAUGAAGAAAAAGGUCACGCCCAAACUGUCGCUGUCCAUCGCGGGCGGGGUGUCUAGAAACAGCACGGCCACACCCCCUCGACACACAAGCGGCAACCUGACGCCUCCUGUCACCCCCCCCAUCACCCCCUCCUCAUCAUUCCGCAGCAGCACACCUACAGGUACGACAGGCAGCGAGUAUGACGAGGAGGAGGUAGACUACGAGGAGUCAGACAGCAACGAGUCGUGGACCACAGAAAGCGCAAUCAGCUCCGAGUCCAUCCUCAGCUCCAUGUGCAUGAACGGGGGCGAGGAGAAGCCGUUUGCGUGUCCCGUCCCCGGCUGUAAGAAGAGGUACAAGAAUGUGAACGGUAUCAAAUACCACGCCAAGAACGGCCACCGGACCCAGAUCCGCGUGAGGAAACCUUUCAAGUGUCGCUGUGGCAAGAGCUACAAGACCUCGCAGGGUUUGAGACACCACACCAUCAACUUCCACCCACCCGUCUCCACCGAGAUCCUGCGCAAGAUACAAGGCUAGAGCCUGCGACCAAUCAACAGGCCCGAACACAGGCUAACCCUGACUUUACUUUACCCCUCACACUAAAGGAUCAAGUGCAUGCUUUAAUUUUUAUUUUAUUUUUCUUUGCAUAUCUUAUUAUUUUAUACCCAUGUUACAUCACUCGUAUUUUUUUUUUAAAUGUACUUUUGUAGCGUUUUUAUCAUUGUAUAUUUGCACAUUCGUAUAUGCUAUCACUUUUGUUUCUUUUCAGUUUUACUUACAUAAGGUGCUAACUGUAAAACAACAAGAAAAGGCCAAAAAAAAAAAAA